AUGGAGAUUAAAGAAAUCAUCAAUCAAGACAUUCAAAUCAUAAGCACAUUGAAAAUAGGAAAUUUUUCGAAGCUUCCAAUAGCAUGGAGAGAUGAAGGAAAUAUUGAUUAACUCCCCGUAGCUAGAUACAAUGAAACAUUAGAAAAAGAGAUAAUUAACAAGAUAAAAAUAACUAAUUGGAGAAGAGAUGAUGAUAUAUUGAUCUAGAAAAUGCUCAACUUUCAGUAGUUAAGAUCUAACAAAGUAGUUUAUACAGAUGAAUAUGGAUACGUUAAAUUAGAUAAGAGGAUUUAGUAAGAUAAAUAUGAUACUUAACAACUCAAUCCUCCUAAAAUUAAUACAACUUGGUCAUGCUCCACUAUUUAAUAUCCUGUUGAGAAUCAGACCAAUAUUGAUGGAUCUACAUAGAAAAGUAAAAUUGUUAGUGUUGACUAAAAUGACUUUAAGUUUAUGAUCACAGUCAAUACAGUAUGUGUAAUAGAUUAAGAAGAAUCAGAAUAAAUUCAUAGAGUAAAAAUAUCAGAUCAAAUUUUAUCAAUCGUCGAGCAACUAUAAAAGCUACAUGAAUGCAAAAUCAAAGUUAUUUACAAUAAUAGAGAAUUAGAUUAGCGGAAAACAUUUAGAGCAGCCAAUAUAAAAGAUGGAUAAAAGCUACUUUUCUUUGGAAUAAAGGAUAAAUGUAAUCAAGAUUAAAAACCAAUUAGAUUCUUUCUAAGAUUCCCUGAUUUCAACAAAGAAUAAUAAUGGAAAUCAGUUGAAGGGGAUGACGGUAUCAUUAUUACUUGCAAAGUUGACUUUAUAUUUCUUGGAAUCGGACUAUUUGAAGCCUCUAAUUAAGAUCCAGGAGAAUUCGGUAUAUAGUACACAAUCUACAUUAAGGAUAAAUAAGGAAAUGUCAAAUUAAAGCCGUAAGUUGUCAAAGAAAAUGGAAGUUAUACAUAUGAUGAUGUAGAUGAAAUGCACGUUUUCAAAUAUAAGUUCUAAACCUUUCCACAUGGAAUUGUAGUGAAGGCAGGCUAAAGAUUGACCUAUAUGCAGAGAACUUCUUAUUAAUAUUCCUUCUAUUCUGACCAAGGAAGAUAUUACUAAUAAAUAAGAAAUCCUGAUAUGAACAUAUUCAAGAUUAAAUCAACAAGAUUAAGUUCGGGUACUUGUGUUGAAUAAGGGAUCAUUCCUGGAUUCCUCUAUAAAUUGCUUUGA
Stylonychia lemnae is the source of this 1200-nucleotide messenger RNA. NCBI's taxonomy places the organism in Eukaryota, Ciliophora, Spirotrichea, Sporadotrichida, Oxytrichidae. The record is from the annotation of a GenBank genome assembly.